AUGGUCCACCCCAUCCUCCACCAUGUUUUGCCUAAAAACUCCUUUGACUCUCAAAAUCUUCAACCUAUAUAAACUCUCACCACUUCACCAUCUUCUCAAACAAUCCACUUCUUUGCCACCAUUCACACUAGUUAUAAACAAUAUCCAUAAAGUUUUUUCUUCUUCAAAGAUGAAUUGGAGCACUUCAACAAGUGAUGGUAAUAGCAACAAGAAGUUUAAGGGAGUUAGACAAAGAAAAUGGGGGAAAUUUGUGUCGGAGAUUCGUGUUCCGGGGACUCAAGAACGAUUAUGGUUGGGAACUUAUGCUACACCGGAAGCUGCUGCGGUUGCACAUGAUGUAGCUGUUUAUUGUUUAAAGAGACCUUCUACUUUGGAGAAACUCAAUUUUCCUGAUAUUUUGUCUUCCUAUUGUAUCCAAGAGAGAGAUGGUUUGAUGUCUCCGAGGACUGUUCAAAGGGUUGCUUCUGAUGUUGCUAUGGAUGUUGAUGCUAGAAACAUUGCAAGCCAAACAACAACAAUAACAAGAGCAACAACAACUUCGGAUCAAUCUCAUCACGUGCAUAAUGUUGUUGCUGAGGAUGAUGUGUGUUGGUGGGAAGGUUUGGGUGGUGAUGAUCAAGGAAUGAUACAGGUUUCUAGCCAACAAGAAGGAUUGAGCAUUUCCAUUGAUGAUUAUCUAUAACUUUUGAUGUAUUUGAUUAGUGUUUCUGUAAGAAAAAGAAGGGGGGAAAACAUGUUCAAACAGAUAAAUUGACCAAUUCUAGAAUACUUGAAUACCAUUUUUGUGUUCAUUGUUGAGUAUACAAGCCACUAAACUGAAUUGAGAGUGUUAAAGAAAAAGGAAAUAUAUAUACAUGGUAGUUGACAAUAGCAAUUUGCCAUUUUCAGAAACCUAUCAUUGUCAUUUUCAUUUUUAACUCAUCAUUUUGUCAUAAAAGAUACUAACAUUCUUUUAUGGCCGUACACCAAUGAUAGUACUUGAAAAUGAAAUCACUUUCACUUCUGCAUCUAAUGCAGAAAUUUGUACCCUUCAUUUGUACACCAA
Messenger RNA from Vicia villosa (hairy vetch), 1045 nucleotides. RefSeq names its product ethylene-responsive transcription factor ERF019-like. Lineage: Eukaryota; Viridiplantae; Streptophyta; Magnoliopsida; Fabales; Fabaceae. The record is from RefSeq and is a predicted model, not a curated record. Bases 23 to 682 code for a protein of 219 amino acids. Gene Ontology annotation, molecular function: DNA-binding transcription factor activity; DNA binding. The transcript has a single exon. Gene Ontology annotation, biological process: regulation of DNA-templated transcription.